This is a messenger RNA of Ambispora gerdemannii, 657 nucleotides long. The record is from the annotation of a GenBank genome assembly. NCBI's taxonomy places the organism in Eukaryota, Fungi, Glomeromycota, Glomeromycetes, Archaeosporales, Ambisporaceae.
AUGUAUCGCGCUUGUCUAAAUGAAGAGCUACACCAGAAAGGCAUAAAAAUGAGUGGUGGUGGCCAAGGACUUAGUCGAAUAGCGAAAGAGCUUUGGGCUAAUGAACUUGGAGAUCGAAAAAUACAUUAUAAACAAAUGUCUAAAAAGUUGAAAGAGUUGCUUGAAUCGCAAAAAUCUAGCUCACAAAUUGUUCAACAAGAAAGUUUUUCUUCGGGCUUAAACGCAGAGCCGAAAUUUAUUUCUUCAAAUUUGACGAGCCCUUCAAACCUCCCUUCACAAAUGACGAAUCCUCGCAACCAAAUUCCUUUUAAAUUUCCGACAAAUCCACAAUUAAUAAAAUUGACGGAUCCUAUAAACUCUUCAAAUUCUCACAACCAAAUUUUUUUUGAACAUGCAAUAAAUUUUCAAUACAUAAAUGUUACGGAUCCUUCACAUUCUUUUUCACAUUCGACAAAUGCUUACAACCAAUUUCCUUUUGAACAUGCGACAAAUCUGACGGUUGCUCCAAACUCUCCUUCACAUUUGACAAAUGAUUACAACCAAUAUCCUUUUGGAUAUGCGACAAAUUUUACAAAUUUUCAAUCAAUAGAUUCAAACUCUUUUUCUGAAUAUAUAACGGAUUCUCAAUUAGUAAUCCCUUCCAUUAAUGAAAAAUGA